GGCCGGGGCCGGGGCCGCGGCUGGGGCCCGAGCCGGGGCUGGGUGCCGGAGGAAGAGAGCAGUGACGGGGAGUCCGACGUUGAGGAGUUUCAGGGUUUUCAUUCAGAUGAAGAUGUGGCCCCCAGUUCCCUGCGCUCUGCGCUCCGAUCCCAGCGAGGUCGAGCCCCCCGAGGCCGGGGCCGCAAGCAUAAGACGACCCCCCUUCUGCCUGCUCGCCUAGCAGAUGUGGCUCCCACUCCCCCAAAGACCCCUGCCCGGAAGCGGGGUGAGGAGGGCACAGAACGGAUGGUGCAGGCACUGACUGAACUUCUCCGGCGGGCCCAGGCACCUCCAGUCCCCCGGAGCCGGGCAUGCGAGCCCUCCACCCCCCGUCGGUCUCGGGGACGGCCCCCAGGAAGGCCAGCAGGCCCCUGCAGGAAGAAGCCACCAGCAGUAGUGGUGGCAGAAGCAGCUGUGACAAUCCCCAAGCCUGAGCCCCCACCUCCUGUGGUUCCAGUAAAGUACCGAACUGGCAGCUGGAAGUGCAAGGAGGGGCCAGGCCCAGGUCCCGGGACCCCUAAGCGUGGAGGACAGUCUGGGCGAGGAGGCCGUGGAGGCAGGGGCCGGGGCCGAGGUGGUUUCCCGCUUGUGAUCAAGUUUGUUUCAAAAGCCAAAAAAGUGAAGAUGGGACAAUUAUCCUUGGGAUCUGAAUCAAGUCAGGGUCAAGAUCAACAUGGAGAGAAGUGGCAGGAAUCCCCUCAAGGAAGAGUUGAAUCCGGACAGGAAGGAGACCCCUGCUGGAAGAAGGAUCAGAAGCUGGAAGAGGAGGAAGAGGAGGAGGAGAAAGAAGAGAAAGACGAGGAGGGGGGUGAAGAGAAGGAAGACCGAGCUAUAGCUGAGGAAGAGAUGGUCCUAGCCGAGGAGGAGGAGGCCAAGCUGCUGUCACCACCCCUGACUCCUCCAGCCCCUCCGCCCCUCCCUACAACCCCAUCCCGGAGGCCCCUGCUCCUUCGUGCCCCUCAGUUUACCCCAAGCGAGGCCCACCGGAAAAUCUAUGAAUCGGUGCUCACUGCUCCUCUUCUUGGGGCUCCGGAAGCCCCUGAGCCAGAGCCGCCUCCUGCCGACGACUCGCCACCUGAGCCUGAGCCACGGGCGCUGGGCCGCACCAACCACCUCAGCCUGCCUCGGUUUGCCCCCGUGGUCACCACUCCCGUUAAUGCCGAGGGGCCCCCUCCUGGGGCUCCAGCUCUGAGCAAUGGGCAACAGCCUCAGGCUCAGCUGCAGCAGCCCCUCCAGGCCUUGCAAGCUCAGCUGGUACCCCAGGCGCCACCACCGCAGCAGCCCCAACUGCAGCCACCGUUACAGUUGCAGCCGUCACCACCACAGCAGCCGCCAGCACUGGAAAAGGCUCGGAUUGCGGGCCUGGGCUCUUUACCGCUGUCUGGGGUGGAGGAGAAGAUGUUCAGCCUCCUCAAGAGAGCCAAGGUGCAGCUCUUCAAGAUUGAUCAGCAGCAGCAGCAGAAGGUGGCAUCGUCAAUGCCGCUGAGCCCCGGAGGGCUGAUGGAGGCGGUCGUGGGGACUGGCAAGCAGAUCCCAGACAGAGGUUCUGUCAGGUCUGAAGAUGAAUCGAUGGAAGCUAAGAGAGAGAGACCCUCGGGCCCCGAGUCCCCUGUGCAAGGCCCCCGCAUCAAACACGUCUGCCGUCAUGCUGCUGUGGCUCUGGGUCAGGCCCGGGCCAUGGUGCCCGAAGACGUCCCCCGUCUCAGUGCCCUCCCUCUCCGGGAUCGGCAGGACCUCGCCACAGAGGAUACGUCAUCAGCAUCUGAGACUGAGAGUGUCCCUUCACGGUCCCGGCGGGGAAAGGUGGAGUCAGCGGGGCCUGGGGGGGACUCGGAGCCUGCAGGAUCUGGAGGGACCCUGGCCCAUGCGCCCCGGCGCUCGCUGCCUCCCCACCACGGCAAGAAGAUGCGGAUGGCACGGUGUGGGCACUGUCGGGGCUGCCUGCGUGUGCAGGACUGUGGGUCCUGUGUCAACUGCCUGGACAAGCCCAAGUUCGGGGGCCCCAACACCAAGAAACAGUGCUGUGUAUACCGGAAGUGUGACAAGAUAGAGGCUCGGAAGAUGGAACGGUUGGCUAAAAAAGGCCGGACGAUAGUGAAGACGCUGUUGCCCUGGGAUUCCGAUGAAUCUCCUGAGGCCUCCCCUGGUCCUCCAGGCCUGCGCCGGGGGGCGGGAUCUGGGGGGCCCCGGGAGGAGGUGGUGGCCCCCCCAGGGCCCGAGGAGCAGGACUCCCUCCUACUGCAGCGCAAGUCAGCCCGGCGCUGCGUCAAACAGCGACCUUCCUAUGAUAUCUUCGAGGACUCGGACGACUCGGAGCCUGGGGGUCCCCCUGCUCCCCGGCGUCGGACCCCCCGAGAGAAUGAGCUGCCAGUGCCAGAACCAGAGGAGCAGAGCCGGCCUCGUAAACCCACCCUGCAGCCUGUGGUGCAGCUCAAGGCCCGAAGGCGCCUGGACAAGGAUGCUCUGGCCCCUGGGCCCUUUGCUACUUUUCCCAAUGGCUGGACGGGAAAACAGAAGUCCCCAGAUGGCGUGCACCGAGUCCGUGUGGAUUUUAAGGAGGAUUGUGACCUGGAGAACGUGUGGCUCAUGGGUGGCCUGAGCGUGCUCACCUCCGUGCCAGGGGGACCGCCAAUGGUGUGCUUGCUGUGCGCCAGCAAAGGCCUGCACGAGCUGGUGUUCUGCCAAGUCUGCUGUGACCCUUUCCAUCCCUUCUGCCUGGAGGAGGCCGAGCGGCCCCUGCCCCAGCAUCACGAUAGCUGGUGCUGCCGCCGCUGCAAGUUCUGCCACGUCUGUGGGCGCAGAGGCCGGGGCGCCAAGCAUCUCCUGGAAUGUGAGCGCUGUCGCCACGCGUACCACCCCGCCUGCCUGGGGCCCAGCUACCCGACCCGGGCCACUCGCAAACGGCGCCACUGGAUCUGCUCAGCCUGCGUUCGUUGUAAGAGCUGUGGGGCGACUCCAGGCAAGAACUGGGACGUCGAGUGGUCUGGAGAUUACAGCCUCUGCCCCAGGUGCACCCAGCUCUAUGAGAAAGGAAACUACUGCCCAAUCUGCACACGCUGCUAUGAGGACAACGACUACGAGAGCAAGAUGAUGCAGUGCGCGCAGUGUGACCACUGGGUGCAUGCCAAGUGCGAGGGGCUCUCAGACGAGGACUAUGAGAUCCUCUCAGGGCUGCCGGACUCAGUGCUGUACACCUGUGGGCCAUGUGCCGGGUCCACGCAUCCCCGCUGGCGAGAGGCUCUGAACGGGGCCCUACGUGGGGGCCUGCGCCAAGUGCUCCAGGGCCUGCUGAGCUCCAAGGUGGCAGGCCCACUGCUCCUGUGCACCCAGUGUGGGCAGGAUGGGAAGCAGCUGCACCCGGGGCCCUGUGAUCUGCAAGCUGUGAGUCAGCGCUUUGAGGAAGGUCACUACAAGUCCGUGCACAGUUUCAUGGAGGACAUGGUGGGCAUCCUGACGAGACACGCGGAAGAAGGGGAGGCCCCAGAGCGCCGGGCUGGAGGCCAGAUGAAGGGGCUUCUGCUGAGACUGCUAGAGUCUGCGUUCGGCUGGUUCGACGCUCACGACCCCAAGUAUUGGCGACGGAGUACCCGGCUGCCAAACGGAGUCCUUCCCAAUGCGGUGUUGCCCCCGUCCCUGGACCAUGUCUAUGCACAGUGGAGGCAGCAGGAAGCAGAGACCCCAGAGUCGGGGCAGCCUCCAGGAGGCCCCGCAGCAGCUUUCCAGGGCAAGGAUCCAGCGGCUUUCUCACACCUGGAGGACCCCCGGCAGUGUGCACUCUGCCUCAAGUACGGGGAUGCAGACUCCAAGGAAGCAGGCCGGCUCCUGUACAUCGGGCAGAACGAGUGGACACACGUCAACUGUGCCAUUUGGUCGGCGGAGGUGUUUGAGGAGAACGAUGGCUCCCUCAAGAAUGUGCACGCCGCCGUGGCCCGAGGCAGGCAGAUGCGCUGUGAGCUCUGCCUGAAGCCUGGAGCCACGGUGGGCUGCUGCCUGUCCUCCUGCCUCAGCAACUUCCACUUCAUGUGCGCCCGGGCCAGCUACUGCAUCUUCCAGGACGACAAGAAAGUCUUCUGCCAGAAGCACACAGACCUGCUUGAUGGCAAGGAGAUCGUGACCCCUGAUGGUUUUGAUGUUCUCCGCCGAGUCUACGUGGAUUUUGAGGGCAUCAACUUCAAGCGAAAGUUCUUGACAGGGCUUGAACCCGAUGCCAUCAACGUGCUCAUUGGCUCCAUCCGAAUCGACUCCCUGGGAACUCUGUCUGACCUCUCGGACUGCGAAGGCCGGCUCUUCCCCGUUGGCUACCAGUGCUCCCGUCUGUACUGGAGCACAGUGGAUGCUCGGCGGCGCUGCUGGUAUCGGUGCCGGAUUCUGGAGUAUCGGCCGUGGGGGCCCCGGGAAGAGCCCGCUCACCUGGAGGCAGCGGAAGAGAACCAGACCAUUGUGCACAGCCCCCCGCCUCCCUCAGAGCCCCGGGACAAUGAGAGCCCCCCGCCGGAGACCGCUGCCCUCACCCCUGGAGCUCCUGAGCAGCACUUGCUCGUUCAGAACCUGGACCCCCCGCCUCGGUCAGAUCCAAGCAGCACCCUUCCUCUGGCCCCCCGCUCUUUCUCGGGGGCGCGAAUCAAAGUGCCCAACUACUCACCGUCUCGGAGGCCCCUGGGGGGUGUCUCCUUUGGACCCCUGCCCUCCCCUGGAAGUCCAGCUUCUCUGACCCACCACAUCCCUACAGUGGGAGACCCAGACUUCCCAGCUCCUCCCAGACGCUCCCGUCGGCCCAGUCCCCUGACCCCUAGGCUGCCACUGUCACGGCGGGCCAUUUCUCCCCUCAGAACUUCCCCUCAGCUCAGGGUGCCCCCUCCUACCUCAGUCGUUACAGCCCUCACACCUACCUCAGGGGAGCUGGCUCCCCCUGGCCCAGCCACACCUCCUCCACCACCCACUGAAGACCUGGGCCCAGACUUUGAGGACAUGGAGGUGGUAUCAGGACUGAGUGCUGCUGACCUGGACUUUGCAGCCAGCCUGCUGGGGACUGAGCCCUUCCAGGAAGAGAUUGUGGCUGCAGGGGCAGUUGGGAGCAGUCAUGGGGGCCUGGGGGACAGCUCAGAGGAGGAGGCCGGCCCCAACACCCACUACAUCCACUUCCCUGUGACUGUGGUGUCUGGUCCCGCCCUUGCCCCUGGCGGCCUCCCUGGAACCCCCCGCAUUGAACAGCUGGAUGGGGUGGAUGACGGCACAGACAGUGAGGCUGAGGCAGUCCAGCAGACUCGGGGCCAGGGGGCUCCCCCUUCAGGGCCAGGAGUGGGCCGGGCUGGGGUCAUCAGGGCUGCAGGGGACAGGGCCCGACCUCCUGAGGACCUGCCGUCGGAAAUCGUGGAUUUUGUAUUGAAGAAUCUAGGGGGGCCUGGGGAAGGCGGUGCUGGCCCCAGAGAGGAGCCACUCCCCCCACCGCUCCCCCUGGCCAAUGGUAGCCAGCCUCCCCAGGGCCUGCCCCCGAGCCCAGCUGACCCCGCCCGGACGUUUGCCUGGCUCCCUGGGUCCCCAGGGGUCCGAGUGUUGAGCCUCGGCCCUGCCCCUGAGCCCCCGAAACCCGCCACAUCCAAAAUCAUCCUCGUCAACAAGCUGGGGCAAGUGUUUGUGAAGAUGGCUGGGGAGGGCGAACCUGUCCCGUCGCCAGUGAAACAGCCACCCCUGCCCCCUCCUGUCCCCUCCACGGCCCCCACCCCUUGGACUCUGCCCCCAGGCCCCCUGCUGAGUGUGCUGCCGGUGGUGGGGGUAGGGGUGGUCCGCCCUGCGCCCCCGCCCCCUCCCCUGACGCUGGUGCUGCGCAGUGGACCCCCCAGCCCACCCCGCCAGGCCAUCCGCAUCAAAAGGGUGUCCGCCUUUCCUGGCCGUUCCCCGCCAGCACCACCGCCAAGCAAGGCUCCCCGCCUGGACGAGGUUGGAGAGUCCUUGGAGGGCACCCCCCAGGCUGCAGGGCUCAGUAACAGCGGGUCUAGCCGAGUGAGAAUGAAGACCCCCACGGUGCGUGGCGUUUUUGAUCUGGAUCAUCCUGGGGAGCCUGUUGGAGAGGAAACCUCCGGGCCCCUCCAGGAACGGCCCUCUCUGCUGCCACCUCCAGACAGUGGGCCCCCUCGGGUCCCUGACGGUCCCCCCGACUUGCUGCUUGAGUCCCAGUGGCACCACUACUCAGGUGAGGCUUCAAGCUCUGAGGAAGAGCCUCCAUCCCCAGAGGACAAAGAAAACCAGGCCCCCAAACGGGCUGGCCCGCACCUGCGCUUCGAGAUCAGCAGUGAGGAUGGCUUCAGCGUGGAGGCAGAGAGCUUAGAGGGGGCGUGGAGGACUCUGAUUGAGAAAGUGCAGGAGGCCCGAGGGCAUGCCCGGCUCAGACAUCUCUCUUUCAGUGGAAUGAGUGGAGCCAGGCUCCUGGGCAUCCACCACGACGCUGUCAUCUUCCUGGCAGAGCAGCUGCCCGGGGCUCAGCGCUGCCAGCACUACAAGUUCCGCUACCACCAGCAGGGAGAGGGCCAGGAGGAGCCACCCCUCAAUCCCCACGGGGCAGCCCGCGCUGAGGUCUAUCUUCGGAAGUGCACCUUUGACAUGUUCAACUUCCUGGCUUCCCAGCACCGAGUGCUCCCUGAGGGGGCCGCCUGUGACGAGGAAGAGGAUGAGGUGCAGCUCAGGUCCACCAGACGUGCCACCAGCCUGGAGCUGCCCAUGGCCAUGCGCUUCCGCCACCUUAAGAAGACGUCAAAGGAGGCCGUGGGGGUCUACCGAUCGGCCAUCCACGGGCGGGGCCUGUUCUGUAAGCGCAACAUCGAUGCUGGUGAGAUGGUCAUCGAGUACUCAGGCAUCGUCAUUCGCUCUGUGCUGACCGACAAGCGAGAGAAGUUCUACGAUGGGAAGGGCAUCGGGUGCUACAUGUUCCGCAUGGACGACUUCGACGUGGUGGACGCCACGAUGCACGGCAACGCCGCCCGCUUCAUCAACCACUCCUGUGAGCCCAACUGCUUCUCCCGCGUCAUCCACGUGGAGGGCCAGAAGCACAUCGUCAUCUUCGCUCUGCGCCGCAUCCUGCGCGGCGAGGAGCUCACCUACGACUACAAGUUCCCCAUCGAGGACGCCAGCAACAAACUGCCCUGCAACUGCGGCGCCAAGCGCUGCCGGCGCUUCCUUAACUGAGGCGGGGGGGCUCCUCAGCCCCCCCCCCAGAGCAUCUCACCCCC
Trichechus manatus latirostris (Florida manatee) is the source of this 7262-nucleotide messenger RNA. RefSeq names its product lysine methyltransferase 2B (gene KMT2B). Gene Ontology annotation, molecular function: protein binding; histone H3K4 methyltransferase activity; DNA binding. The record is from RefSeq and is a predicted model, not a curated record. Gene Ontology annotation, biological process: positive regulation of DNA-templated transcription. NCBI's taxonomy places the organism in Eukaryota, Metazoa, Chordata, Mammalia, Sirenia, Trichechidae. The annotation marks the transcript as partial. Gene Ontology annotation, cellular component: nucleus; histone methyltransferase complex. The transcript is spliced from 38 exons.